AUACCAGAAGGUCGAGUCCCACGUGACUGCCCGCAGCGGCUUAUAAACAGAAGUGUCUCGCCCCAGCCGGAGAGAUCACAUAUAUAUUUAAUAAAGGUGCAUGCAUUAUGGAAUCACUUUACUAGUUUAGACAAAAGUAUUAUUUGUACACAGUACAGUAAUCUAAACACAACAGCAAACUAACACGGGUCGUUAACAUUAGACAACAAGGGCAAACACGACAGCGUUUCAAAAAGGCUUUACAAUUUUAAAACGUUUUAAAACAUACAUUAUAUAUAUUAUAUAUAUAUAUAUAUAUAUAUAUAUAAUAUAUAUAUAUAUAUAUAUAUAUAUAUAUAUAUAUAUAUAUAAAAGCAAUGGAUACGAGCGCAGGCUGUCGGUUAAACGGCGGUGGCGGUGACUCCGGCUCCGGAAUGAUCACCCUGGAAGAUUUGGAAUCCUUCACCGAUGACCAGGACUUGGACUCGGCUUGCCACAGCCAAGGCAGCGGCAGUCUGGAAGAGGACACAGAGCCCAUAGAGGAAGAGCGGGGCAGGCUGCUCCAUUACUGGCAGGAUAUCGGCAGGGUGCACCAGGUGGAUGUGCCCACAGAUAUGGCUGUGCCGAUCCACCAGCUGACAACCAACAACAACAGCAGCACAGCCCGGGAGAAGGUUCCCUUCACUCUGAUUACCCAGAAAAAAAAGUGUGGAGAAAUACUGUAUGAGAAACGGCACUAUGAGAAAGCCAAGUGGGCUUGCAUCCGAGUACACGAAGAGAAGUACGAGCAGAGCACAUGCCUCGGGUUCAUGAAGCUCAUGAGAUACAUCUGUGAGCAAAACUCAACAGGUUCCUAUCUGGGGAUGACAGUCCCCAUCGUGACAGUGGUCCGCACGGAGCAGUCCCGGUCACUGCUCUCACGGGAGGUGAUGGUCGCGUACCACCUGCCAGCACAGCACCAGGAUCACCCGCCGCAGCCCAACGACACAGACAUCGUCAUUCAAGAGUGGCCCGCGAGCAUCAUUUACACAAGAUCCUUCAGCAGCGUGACUAAUGAAGACUCCAUUCUGAACCAGAUCAGCCUGCUGGUGGAGGUGCUGGACAUGCCACAGAUCCACUUGGAGGAUUCCUUCAUCGUGGCUGGAUACACCAACCCCGCCGCCCCGGUCCGACGCAAUGAAAUCUGGGUCCUGCACAGGCUAUGACAGAGACAGCACCUUCCCUGCUUCAAUAAAGAGGCACGCCAUCCACACACACGAAGUAGAGAAUUUAUAUCCAUGUCUUAAUGUGCUGCAUGUUUCGAAAAAACAAAAUCGGAGAAUCACUGAACCCAGCUGGCUGUACGACAAUCAAGCAUGUUGUUUGACACCCUCCCCUGGCAUUCCUCAAAGCCAUGUUGACAGGCAGAUUGCGCGCGUGCACACACACCCCUCUCUCAGAUUCCUAGCAGGCUUUACAUCAGUUUCAGUGAUAGCGAAUGCACUGCGGCUUUUAUGAUACUACUAAAAGAAUCAGAAGGAGGGGAAGGUGGGUCUGCAGCAGUGUGGUACUGUGGGUCAGAGUAUUAAGAGUGUUAUCCAGACUGAUACCAGCAUAAUUGUUGUUAAAUAGUCUGACCUUUUGUAACUGCUGUUGAAGUGUACGACGUGUGUGUGUGCGUGUGUGUAUUGCGGUUUAAAAGUAAGAAAGCAAAAAGGUAUAUUUUUAUUCACCCGAAAGUUUUUAGCGUAUUAGGGUUUAGAAAUUCAAAACCAAAAAAAAAUGAAUUGUUAGACGAACAAUUAAAACAUUUUGCAGUAUUUUUUAUCUGCUAUGUGACUUUUUUUCUAAUGCAUUUUAAUUAAACAGAAAGCGGCGCAGGUCUCAUGAUUUUAAGCUCUUGUGUUAAAGGUGUUCGCAAUGCUUUUGUGUUGUAAAACGUGGCAAUAAACUGUGGAUCCUUCUUGUACAU
This is a messenger RNA of Polyodon spathula (Mississippi paddlefish), 1930 nucleotides long. RefSeq names its product heme-binding protein soul3 (gene soul3). Bases 357 to 1184 code for a protein of 275 amino acids. The record is from RefSeq and is a predicted model, not a curated record. NCBI's taxonomy places the organism in Eukaryota, Metazoa, Chordata, Actinopteri, Acipenseriformes, Polyodontidae. The transcript is spliced from 5 exons.